Molecule: messenger RNA, 2444 nt
Organism: Chara braunii
Lineage: Eukaryota; Viridiplantae; Streptophyta; Charophyceae; Charales; Characeae
Source: the annotation of a GenBank genome assembly
GAGCGCCAAACUAUGAGGCCACGGAGCAAAGGCCAUUCGUCAUUGAGACGGACGCUGGGCCAACUGCCUUAGGAGGAGUCCUGAUUCAGGCAGACACUGAAGGGAAGGAGAGGCCGCUAAGGUUCGAAAGUCGCACUCUCAAUACAACUGAGAGGAACUACUCUCAGUUCAAGAAGGAGACACUGGCGGUACUUCAUUGCCUGAGGAUCUUCCGAAACUAUGUUUUCGGCAGGAGGCUCAUUUUGAGGGUGGACCCCACUGCACUUGCAUGCUCCCUUAAAAAUUACACUCCAUCUGACCCAACCGUCGCAAGAUGGUUGACCUACAUUUGGAUGUUUAAUUUCGAGCUGGAAAGGAUUCCAGGGAACAAGAACAGGGCGGAUGGGUUAAGCCGCAUCAACUGGGACGGAUCGGACGAGGAAUCGAUAGAAGACGCCCCAUCAGUUGAUGGGUUUUUGGACCAAGAGGAGGACGUCCGCCUGCAUAUAAACGAAUGGUCCCUGCGAGUACCCAGUUGCGUCAGCCACCCUAUAUGGUUAGCGCCAAAGGGGUACGAGCAGAAGGUAGAGUUGGUCCUUAAGCCUUUUCAGGAGGAGGAUCCGUGGGGGAGCAAGGAUGUUGGUUGGAUGAUGAAAUUGGCAUUGGUAGGAACGCACAGCCUGGUGGAGGAAAUGAGGACGAUAGAAGAAGGCCCCACUCAGGUAGAGGAGCAUGAGCAGCUAAUGGGAGGGAUGUACCUGCUCACCAAUACUCUCCUGCAAGGAGACUUUGACCGGAAGGGCGCGUUCAGUCAUGAGGAAAAUGAGAUUCUAGUUCCUGAAAGCCAGGCCGACGAAUUCGAGGAAGGAGAAAUCAAGGAGGCAUUUCGGGCGGAGGAGUACGAUGGGAUCUACCGGGAAUUGGGGUUGCUCCUAUCAUGUGAGAUGAGGGAUAGAGAUGCAAGUGCCAAGACACAGAAGAUGAGGCACCUCUAUGUGGUAAGAGAUGGCCACUUGUCUAUAAAGCGGCAGGUCGGGAACCCCAAGAGGAUCAUAUAUGGGAGGAACCGACAAAUUGAUAUCAUAGCAGCCCUACACGAUGGUAUAGCGGGGGGGCACAGAGGAGUAGGUGCCACAUGUGCGAAGAUAAGCGAUCUCUAUCAUUGGGACGGGAUGCUGGCGAUGGUUAUCAAAUACUUCCGGUCCUGUAUACCUUGCCAAGAGAGGUUAGUGCAAAGGCCUGGAGAGCCCCUACACCCAAGGUUGGAAAGAGAAAUGGGUGCGGUCGUACACUUGGACCUGUUAUUCAUGCCAGCAGGGGAGAAUGGGUGUAACUACAUCUUCGAUGCACGGAAUAACCUUAUUGGGUUUGUGGACGGAAGAGCUAUCCGGACGAAGACCGGACCGGUUUUGGCGAACUGCAUCGAGGAGUAUUACCUGCGAUAUCCUUUUGUCAAAGAGUUCGUGAUGGAUCGAGGAUCAGAGUUUACCUGCAAUGAGGUCAGGACGUUGCUUGCAGGGUAUGGCAUAGUGGCCAACUAUACUACGGCCUCGCACCCUCAAGCGAACGCUCCUGUGGAGAGGGGACACAGUACCAUCACGAAUCUUCUGGCUAAGUGGACAGACGGCAAGCCUGGUCAGUGGCCAAAGUUCCUAAGGACAACUUUCUUCGUGGAAAAUGUUACUAUGUUGAGGGCUUCGCCGUUGGGACCGGAUGGGCUGCCUAUUCGAUUGGAGGAAGGCAAUGUGGAAGAGUUCAUCCCGGCCUAUGAGCAGUAUAUGAGCGACCAGGGGACUGGGCAGGAGGAGUGGAUGCAGACGCUGCCCCUCUGGACGCGGAGGGCGGAGAGGCCGUUGGCGAGGCAGAUCCGGGACAGGGCACGCGACUGGGAGGACUGCCAGGCCCAGUCGAGACAGGCAUUUCGACGAUUGGAGCCUGAGAGACCAGAGCCCAGGGUGGAGAGACGACAGAGGACGGAGGCCGCCCAGGCGGUGGAGCCAGUUCAGGUCGCGGGGCCAGCUCAGGCGGCGGAGCUACCCCCUACUCAUGGACUCGAGCGGGUGGAGUUUCGCCGGAUCGCGGGCAGUGAUCUACGGGGCCCGUCGCCGACAUUACCAGAGGAGGGAGAGGUUGUGCCAUUGAGGACGCCACUCGACAGGUUGGAGGCUCAUCUCGGUGCGUCCCAGUGGGGGGCAUCACAGCUGGGAGCGGACCAGAGCGGGCCGGCACGGUAUGAGUCAGUAGAGGAUGAGCCAGAGGAGGAGCUACCUGAGCCGGGGCCUGAGGCGGGGUCUCGCGAACCCAGGAAGCCGCAGACUGAGGGGGUUAUCACUGUUGGGGAUGAUACCCCUCCUCCUACCCCGAUUCCGGAACAGGCAUGACAGUAUUGGCCUGAAGGAAUUCCUGAGCUGGACAGCGAGGAAAUGUUGGGGCCUCCAUCGGAAACUACUACGCCACCUCCGACG